AUGACAUCCCUCUCCAGAGGCUCCGAUUGGUCCGUGGGUAGUUCUUCCGCGUGGACGGUGCACUCGGACAGGGACAGCCGCCUGGAACGGUACAGAAGCUUCGAAGAUAUCCCCGCUUCUCCGCGAGCGAAAAGCAGGCGCGCAUCUUUUGAUAGGGAUAACGCUCUUUAUGGGAGCGGCCUCGCCCUGUCCGUGUUGAAAGAUAGCUACAAAGGCUUCGAUAGCUCCACCGAUAUAUCGCCGCAGAUCAGAAAGUUGAGGGGGAAUCUUUCGUUCCACGAUUCUUUGCAAGAUUUUAAAACGACUGUCGUAGCGAAGGAUGAUGAAAAGACGGGCGCUGUCGUCCGGGAGGAUAUUGAAAAAGAAAAACUCGAAGUGCGGCAACCGACGUAUAGGGACAUAUCUAUUGCUAGGUCCGUGUUCAAAGAUAGCUACAAAGGCUUCGAUAGCUCCACCGAUAUAUCGCCGCAGAUCAGAAAAAUGAGGCGGAACCUUUCGUUCCACGACUCUUUGCAAGAUUUUAAAACUACCGUCGUAGCGAAGGAUGAGGAAAAGACGGGCGCCGACGCCCGGCAGGACAUUGAAAAAGAAAAACUCGAAGUGCGGCUACCGGCGUAUAGGGACAUAUCUAUUGCUAGGAGCAAUCCAGUAGGAGAGAAAGAAGAAAAACAGAAUACUCCACGACAAAGAAAAGUAGCUAUACCUCUCAAAAGGACUCUGUCAUUUGAAAGGAAGAAAACUGAAGUUAAUCUAAGGAAGGAGGUUCUAAAACAGACCGUUCCGAACUUCAAGAGUUGCGAAGAUUUGUCGUCACGGAGUAACGUGAAAGUUACAAGAAGCGAAUCCGCCGAAAACUUAUCAAAGUCGGCUCCUUUAGGUUUGACGCUUCGUAAGGAUAGCUAUCAAGGAAUGAAACUCGGUAGCGGAAAUAUUUCUUCGACUAUUCGAAAGUUACAAGAGAGUUUGUCGUUCGUCUCGCCCCCGAAAGCCAGGGACUUGCCCGCUAUCGUUAUACACGACGUUGAUCGUCGCGCAAGUGAUGCCAAAUAUGAAAAUAUUUCCACGAAUACUUCCAAUGUAGUAGAAAUAAGUAGAAAUUGUGAUUGUCGAAUUUGUAGUGACGAGGAAAGGGAAGACGGGAGGUCUGUGUGGCAUAGGAUUUUUUGUAAACUGUUUAUGAAGACCGUUUCCAAUAGGGCCGAAAGAAAGUAUUGGGACGAGAACAACAAUUUAGACGAGGGUGAAAUGUACAAGUGUAUCAUGCAUACGUUGAAAUUGCUCUUCGGGCUUUGGUUGAGGCAUUUGGAUCACAAUUGAUAUUGGAAACGGUUUAGUCGCUUGUAGUUAUUUGUUGCUUAGUGUUGUUAAGAUGUUAAUGCCGACGGUAGGCGUAUUUCUAACUUGACACAUUAUUAUGAUUUUUACACUUCACGACUUAUAAUGAGAAUAUAAAAUGCACACUUUGUGUUACGCACUUGCGUGUAAAUUAGUCAUCGUGUUCUACGGGUGUGUACGAGCAUAGAUAAAAUAAAUAAACUAAGCGCUCGAAGUGGACAGUUAAAACUAGACGAGGCUGAACGGCAUCGUACGUUAUGCGGCAAUCAGGUUGUCAUGCGUUAAAGUACUAAUAGACGUAAGUACCGCACCGAACCACGACUUUGGUCCAGUCCGCAUAUCUCUGUUGCUCUAACCCAUUCUUCUUCUUGUUUUUCUAGGGGCUAUGUAAGGCUCCAGAGCCUAUGUAUCACUGCGACCAUCUCUGAUCUAUUGUGAUCGCCACAACAACAACAACAACAACAACAAGUCUCGAUCCAAACCUGCAACUUCAAACAGCUACAGGAUCUUUUUGGUUUCGAGAGACUUUAACUCCUCCGGGCGCAAUAUAUGUCCACCCAGGAUCAAGUCACGAUGCUCUAACCCAUAGUUGCGGCCUUAUCGGACAUACGGUGAAUCACCUUCCACACUGUCGAUCUUAUCUCGGAUCGCACCAAGGUCGUGGUUCGGUUCGUACGCCUAUUAAUAUCUUUAGAGUUCCAAUCACGACAAAACUACUCGUACGAUUUCCUUCACUCGGAGCGUUUAGUAUAAUUAAUUAGUCUAGGGUUUCAAAUUGUCUAUGUUUUAUUACAUUCCGGAACGCAUUAACUACUCGAUCUCUUUUGGAAUCGGGUAGUGCAUAGACAAAAUGACUGAUGUUUUAUUGUACGGCUGUGUGCUUAUUGAUAUUUUUUUAAGAACAAUGUUGCCACAUGAACAUUUAUUCAUUAUAUCUACACUUUAAUAAUCAGCAGCCAGAGACAGCGUUUUAUAGUUUACAAUGUGUCUCGAAGGUAAAUCUUACCCCACAGGGACACAAACACUAUACAUGGUAAUUUAUAAAUUAAUUUAUUGACCGCCAUGACUAUUUUAUUAGAACCCAAUUGUAACCUUUGUCGUUUAUGGCCGACUGUCGGUCAAAUAUUUAAAAGUGGAAUAAUCCGAACUAGUAAGAAAGUUUAUUUUAACCUUAAAAUGUGUGGUCACUUCUUAAUGCUACCUUGUACACUGUUCCUUUAAAAUAUGGGUGCCAUUGUAACAUACUUUUAUUUAUUUCCUUUAUGCACCUUUCUAAUCCAUUCGGACCAGUGAAUAAAAUCACAUAUCUGACAACAGUGUAUCGACCCAAUUAACAUAGAAUAGGUACGACUUUAAAUAUACUUUCUAGAUAUAAUUUAUAGCCCUUGCUGGGCUGUAAGCGAAACAUAAUCUUUACACAUACUUCCAAUAUAAAUAACACAAUAUUAUGUUUUUACUUUUAUUAUGUCAAUAGCAGUUGGUAGGCCUAAUCACUUAGAUAUUUCAUCGCCAGAUUUAUUAUUUACCUCAUAACACAUUUGUUUAAAUUAAAGUUUCAUUUCGAACUACAGUACCUAUACAUUGCAUUAAAACCAUUAAUUAUAUUAUUAUUGCCAAUUAUAAGUUACCAAACUAGAUUAUUCUGAAUAAACAAUACACAAAGACACGUCAUUGUAUAAACAAAAUAUGCACUUGACAAUAAAACAACACAUUUUCAUCGAUCACAAUCAACAUUUAGUGUAUUAUGCGAAAAUAGUGAUGUUGUCUACAUAUAUAUAUAGGAUAACACUAAAAAUGGUAGCUAAAUAGGCGACGUUAAGAGAAACUUGGACAUACGGAUGACUUCGAAAUGGUAAUACAUAUUUAUUUAGUCUGGUGCAGUACAUAAAAAAGUACGUGUUAAGUACUAACUUAUUUUUUUAUAUGUUUAAUGGCGCAGCUAAAUGUCGUCAAAGAAAAAAAGACGAAUUACUAGUCACAUUGUAGGUACGUUGUACUGUUUGUUACGAAUCGAGGCAAAAUUACUUAUUUUGGUAACCAUUUUAAAGUCAUCCUUUUAUGUUAUGAACUAUGAACAUUUGUAAUAAUUUUAACUGUAAAAUUACAUAACUGUGGCACUAAAUUUUAUACAAAUCAAUCAUUUCUGUUCAAGUAUUUUAUUCAGUGUUAAAUAAUGUUAUUUUUUAGUCGCAUAAAGUGCUAUAAUGAUACAUAUUAAUAAUCUAAUCUAUCCAUUUAAAUAGUUAUAUAUAUUUGUGGGCUAUUAUUUUGCUCGCAUUUGUAUUGUGUGAAAACUUAUUCAAUAUUUCUAAUAUGUACCUUUUAUGUUUAAGUGACUACUAGUGUCAUUUACGAUCAUUAUAUUAUCUAGUCACAGUAUUACUGGGUACUAGUAUUAAGUUUCCCAUUUGCUUAAGAGUAAUAAUUAAUUGAGACAAAGACAAGUAAACUAAAAGACGUGUUAAGUUCAUGGUUUUAUCUCGGCUUUGCUAGUCUAAUAAUUAAUUUAUCUUGUGCUUGUGAUUCUAUAGCACUGUCAAUCGCUAAGUAUAUCGAAGUAGUAGGGGAAUUAAUCAGUAUUAACUCCCUGUCAGUUUCAGGUUUUUAGUAGACACGAACGAAAUAUUUUAAACAAAAAAAAUAUUAAGGUAU
This is a messenger RNA of Cydia strobilella, 3987 nucleotides long. RefSeq lists its product as uncharacterized. The record is from RefSeq and is a predicted model, not a curated record. NCBI's taxonomy places the organism in Eukaryota, Metazoa, Arthropoda, Insecta, Lepidoptera, Tortricidae. The transcript is spliced from 2 exons. Bases 1 to 1317 code for a protein of 438 amino acids.